This is a messenger RNA of Rubroshorea leprosula, 2795 nucleotides long. Lineage: Eukaryota; Viridiplantae; Streptophyta; Magnoliopsida; Malvales; Dipterocarpaceae. The record is from the annotation of a GenBank genome assembly.
CUCCACUCUGUUUCUUUACCGAUUUUUCUCAUUUCUUUUCAAUUUCUCUCAUCAAUCACUAUUAUCUCUGAAAAUGUCGGAUGCGCUUGUUUCCGCUAUCUUGCAGCAGCUAACUACAAUCAUUUAUGAAGAGAUAAAACAAGAGGUGAAACUGGUGACUGGUGUGGGGAAAGAAAUCAAGAGCCUCGAAAGCAAUCUCAAGUCCAUCCACGCUUUGCUUGAUGAUGCUGAGGAAAAGCAGAUGAAGGAUGAAAGCAUCAAGAUUUGGUUAGAACGCCUCAAAGAAGUGUGUUAUGACAUCGAGGACGUGUUGGAUGAGUGGAACACUGCGCCCUUGAAGUUGCAGUUAGAUGAAUCAGAUCAGAAAAACUUCUCUCUUUUCAAAGGAAAGGUGUGUCGUCUCUUCCUUUCAUGUUUUAGUUGUGGUCCAGUUGUUCAUCGCCGUGGCAUUGCUCUUAGAAUAAAGGGCAUCAAUGAAAGACUAGAUGAGAUUGCUAAGGAUAAAGAUAGGUAUCAAUUGAUAUCAAGGGAAGUUAGACAGCCUAGAAGAGUAGAAAGUACUUCUUUUGCUGAGGUGUCAAAGUUACAUGGUCGAGAUGAGGAUAAGAAACGCUUAAUAGACAGUUUGUUGUGUGGUAACAGUGAUGUCAAAACCAUCUCGAUUGUAGGCAUGGGAGGGAUCGGGAAAACAGCUCUUGCUCAACUUGUAUAUAAUGAUGGGGCAGUUAUGGCCCAUUUUGAUAAGAAAAUAUGGGUUUGCGUCUCGAGAGUUUGCGAUUCGAGGAAUGUUGCGAAGGCAAUUAUUAUGGGUCUUGCAGAGCCUGAUCGUGCUUCAGCUUCAGCCCCAAAUCUUGAUUCGUUUACACUGCAAGGUCUUCUGGAAAAAAUUUGCGAAGAUGUUGAGAGGAAGAAGGUUUUUCUUGUUCUGGAUGAUGUGUGGCCCGAUGAAAGUGAAUCUUGGGAAUCAUUUAAUCAAGCUUUCAAACCUGCUGCACCUGGAAGUAGGAUUUUGGUGACCACACGAAAUGAUACAGUCAUGGACACCAUGAAAUCCUCUGAUGUCUUUCGUCUAGAGCAAUUGAGUGAAGAUGUAUGUUGGAGAAUACUCAGCCAGGAAGCGUUUGUGGGAAGGGAUGAUGAGCAAUCAAAAAAUUUAGAGGACAUCGGAAAAAAUAUUGCAAAAAAAUGCGGUGGAUUGCCAUUGGCUGCAAAAACGCUCGGAAGCAUGCUACGUUCCAAGAAAACAAGAGAAGAGUGGACAAAUAUCUUGAACAGUGAGAUAUGGGAAUUAAGUUUGAAAGCUGUUUUUGCACCUUUGUUCUUGAGUUAUUUUGAUUUACCCUCAGCUGUACGACGGUGCUUUUUGUAUUGCUCUACCUUCCGUAAAGGUGUUGAGAUCGAAAGAGAUGUCCUGAUUUAUCAGUGGAUGGCACAAGGUUAUUUAAAUCCUAGUCAGAAUCCUGAGAUGGAAAUUACUGGGGUUGAGUACUUUGAGUGCUUGGCUGCACGGUCUUUCUUUCAAGAUCUUAAAACACAUGAAGAUGGUAGCAUAAGGGCAUGUAAGAUUCAUGACAUAGUACUUGACUUUGCCCGUUUCCUUAUGGGAAAUGAAUUUGUGGUGAAAGAGUUUCAUCCUCAUGACGAUAAUAUGAGAGUAGAGCUUUCUUCAGAGAAAACUCACCAUCUGUUGGUAGUACUGACAGAAAAUGCAUGCUUUCCUACUUCACUUGUUGGUGCAGAAAAAUUGCGAAGCUUAUCCAUCUUCAAGAGUGAUCAUGCAGAAGAAGAUGAAACCGGUAACUUACUUAUUCAACCAGAACAUCUGCGUUCAUUGAUUUGCCGUGGUGGUAAUAUUAAUGAAUUUCCUGAAGAAGUAGGCAAAUUGAUGCAUCUGAAACUGCUUGAUUUGUCUCAUAGUAAGUUAAAAAGACUGCCUGAAGCAAUAUGUGGAUUACUUAAUUUGCAAUCCUUGUUUCUACAAUGGUGUUAUUUUCUGGAGGGAUUGCCGGAUAAGAUAGAGAAAUUGGUCAACUUAAGGUAUCUUGACACAUCUGGUUCUUGUCCUCCAACAAUUUACCAUCCCAAAGGAAUUGGGAGAUUAACUUCUCUUAGAGCGUUGCGAGGGCUUGUGGUUUGCUGUGAUCACAAUGAUAAUAAAAAAUUUAGCUUGGGGGAUUUGGAAAACUUGUGCAACCUUCGUUUUCUGGCAUUGAUAGUUGAAGAUGAUCAGAAUCCUCAGAUUGAUGCUAACGAAGCCAGACGUGCGAAGCUGGAAAGAAAAAUACAUCUCAAGGAAUUAGAGUUACAUGGUCAGUGGCUCCCGGGGAAAAAAGACGAUGCUCUCAAAGUCUUAAGCCCACCUUCACACACAAACGUGACAUUUUCAGAGGAUAUUUGUGGACUAAGAUCGCUACUACGUAUGGAGGAUAUCUUGAAUGCCGUUGUGAACUCUGAGGAAGGAGGGAGGGAAAAUGAGCAAAGGGAAACGAGAUUAGAUGGGAAUCCAAAGUUGAGAAACUUUUUCGAAAGAGAAACACAAAAUGCAGAAGAAUGGAAUGAGGCAUUGAAGACUCCGAGCUAUCCCACGUUAAUGAAAAAUUAUGACCUAAGAUGCUCUUGCAUCUGUUUAUGCUCAUACGUGGAAUGAGAUUUUGUAUGCAUAAUUGUUGAACAGUUGUAAAAAUCUUUGUGUUCUGAACUUUCUUUUUGGAACUUAAGAAUGUAAAAUCAAGAUAUUGAUAAAACAAAGAGUGAGUUUCUUGUACUUCAUUUAUUAAUAAAUAAAUAUUAUUUUU